AUGCCAGAUCCUAGACCUCCAACGCGGGUCAGCGUUGCGUGUGACCGUUGUCGAAGAAAUAAACAACGGUGUGACACCGCUGAACCAUGCGGAAAAUGUAUUCAAGCCGCCGUGCCGUGCACAAAAUCCGAUCUACCUCCACCACAUAAGAAAGCACGAACCUUGAGUCGCGCACAAUCUCACGAGGCCAAUGCCACAGCUGUUCGAAGCUGUGCGAGUCCUCUGACAUCCGGUCCAAGUCUCAACAGGCAGCUUUCAGAAUUCGACCUUCAGCCACCUCGCGAUGCAUCUUUCGCCCAGGCGUUUCAUCGCCAAUCUGCCAGUGGCGCGAUCAACGAUCAUCAGGAUCGAAGUUCUCGCUACAGUCCAAUUGCUGUGGAGCAAGGUAGAUCGCCUGUGCGGGCGGAGAAAUCGGUAUUAGCAGAUCUAGGCGGCUCAGAGUCUGCAGUGGACAUCACGAAGAAGAUCUUGGGAUAUGGAACCUCUCCUCUGGCAACAGACCGGGCUACGUUUGCCAUUCCAGGUGGAGGUCCGAACAGGUCCCUGAGCUCGAUAUCAACCUCGCGGACGCUCUUGCCAGUUUCGCAAAUCGUUGGUGUCGACCUUCCGGAGCGAACACUUUGUGACGCCUUGAUCGAUGCAUAUUUCUACUCUGUACAUUGGUUUUCUCUUGUCGUUUACGAGCCCAAAUUCCGCCAAACUUAUUCCAGAGUAGUUGAAAAUGGUUUCGCGGAGCCCUCUGAUCGACCCUUCCUGCUUUUGCUCUUGAUGGUUCUUGUGAUGGGCUGCUGGUACGGCCCAGGUCUAGGACAUGAUGGGAUAGCCCCGGCGACCGAGUUGGCCGACCUACGCAAUACCUACCUGCGUGUUAUUCGCUCCAGUCUGAUGGAUCUGAUGGAUGACGACUGCCUCGAGUUUGUCCAGCUCUGCAUCCUCCUUGGUAGCUAUUGGCUUUAUUGGGGCCGGCCCAAAAGUUCCUUUUCCAUUCUGGGCGCAGCAACCAAAUCUUCUCAGGCCAUCGGAUUGCAUCGAGAUCCUGACAAACGAGUUUCCCUUGCGGAUGCUGAGGAGCGAAAGCGCAUCUGGUGGACAAUAUACACAUGGGAUAGGUUUGCUACUAUCAUAUAUGGAAGACCUCUUGGCAUCAACGACAAGGAUUGCAACGUCGCAAUGCCAACAAGUUUCCCAGAGGACAUUAAUUUCACACUGCCCGACGAGAAAACCCCAGUUUCCCUAUCCCCAUAUCAGAUUCAGCUGAACCGAGUCUAUCAAAUUGCGUCUCCGCUCUUGGAGAACAUCUAUGGAAUUCGAUUCUCCACUGAUCCCUCUCUCCGCUCCGAAAUGCCAGCGAUGAUCACCAGGAUUGACCAGAUGAUGCGAGACUGGCAGGAAAAAUUACCAGUAGACUUGAAUCUCGAGAAAAAAGGCGACAUCGGUCUCACAACGCCAAUUGAGGCUAAGCUGCACCGACUACAGGCCCUUGCAUUACAGCUCACAUACGACAAUCUAAUGAUUGUAAUCCACAGGCCUCUUUUGGCGGACCAACGCCAUAAAAGAUCCACUGGUGGUAACCAGAACGCGAUCCACGCCCAGUCAUCUACACUCAACACCAGCACCCAUCGUAACAGCUUCCAGCAAUGUCUCAACUCUGCUUUGAGGAUUUCCCGCAUUCAGCAAUGCAACAGAAAUUUAUUGGCACUUGCUCGCCGAACCCAUCUGGUCUCAUUCAUAGGCAUGAAUCUCUUCACGUCAUCUGUCGUCAUGUUCAUCUGCGCAUUGUCAGACACACUGUCCGACCUCGCUCAGGAAGCAAAAAGAGGCAUCACUCGCAACUUGAAGAUGCUGAAACUCCUCUCCGGGGAUGGAUCGCUGUCAAUGCAGUGCAGCAAGAUUCUGGAGGAUCUAGUACAGAUCAUCGUCGACAAGGAGAAAGAAGAAAUGCUGCGCAGCCAUCCGACUGAAGAUGAAGUGGCUCUCUUUGUCCCUACGCGUCGUAGCAGUGCUGUUGAGGGACAUGGCGUAAAUUUUGGGAACCAGGAUGUCGCAGCCAUGUCCUGGGCAACAACUCAUCCACAGCAAAAAGAAGUUACUGGUACUGAUGAGACUGCACCUAGUGGCGGCUUUCAGCUUCAGCGCACAAUUGCGAGCCUACAAAAAGGUAUUUCUCUCCAUUUUUGCCAGGGACUCUACUGA
Molecule: messenger RNA, 2193 nt
Organism: Exophiala bonariae
Lineage: Eukaryota; Fungi; Ascomycota; Eurotiomycetes; Chaetothyriales; Herpotrichiellaceae
Exons: 5
Coding region: 1-2193 (730 amino acids)
Biological process (GO): regulation of DNA-templated transcription; DNA-templated transcription
Molecular function (GO): DNA-binding transcription factor activity, RNA polymerase II-specific; DNA binding; zinc ion binding
Source: RefSeq, a predicted model, not a curated record